AUACCCUUUUUUUUUUUUCCACCGCAUCUUCUUUUUCCUGCACAUGUCAGUGUGGCAGGUACGAUCAUGUGUCUUUACACUGAUUAUUAUUAUUCUUUAUUUAUUUUUAUUUUUUUAAGUGGGUGCAGUAAUCACUGUAUAAGGCUUUACUUUGUUUUAACUUGUGUUUGGAUCUGAGGUUAGGUUGGCUUAGGGCAGGGGUCUGUUUAAUCCCCAACUUUUCCAUGCAAAAUAAAUGCUUAGACCUCCAUAAUAUAUAUAAUGUAUCUUUCUUUUGUUUGAUAUUGGUUAAAAAAAAAAAUCUAAUGGGCUUUUUCGACGUUCAUGCAUUUAUUUAUUUUUUAUCGGAAGUUACUCUUGUAGCUUUUUUUUCUACUGAAUACUUUCUUACUCGAGUAAAUAUUUGGAGUACUACUUUUGACUUGAGUCAUAUUAUUCUAAAGUAACAGUGCUCUUAUUUGCAAUAAGGGGUGGAGUUGGGCUUUCUGAUGGUGUCCAUCAAAACUGAGCAUUUUUACCUUUGUUAAAAACAAGUUAGUUUUGAGUCUGACACAAAUCACAUUGUGUAACAUCUGCUCGAACAGGAAAAAAUCAACAAAUUCUACAAAGUCCAACAAAGGUACUUCAUGACACCAGAUUAAAAAAUAUCUCCAGUAUUGUCAGCACCAUCUUCCCACCAUGUCUAGCUCCCCCAGGGCAACAGCUGAUGGACGUGAGCAGAGAUGAAGACCUCGUCCACUCUGACGCAGAGUCCGAAAGUCUGCUCUCUCCUGAGAUGCCAUCGCACGCGGCGGCGGCGGCGGCAGAGGGGACGGAUGGGAAACGCAGAGAGCGUGGCUUGGACGCCGCCAUGUUCUGGAGCCGCUGCAACAAGGCAGGCUGCACGGACGCCAUUUUCAGCGACUUCCUGAGCAACAUGAAGGACGUCUCCCUGCGGAUCCAGCGAGGCCACACCGGCCCCGAAGAUUACGACGUCGCGCUCAAAGUUAUGAUGGCUUCUGGCAAAAUGAUGCAGCUGCUGAGCAAACAGCACAAAGAGCUGGAGCAGAAACACAAGGCGAUGCAGGAAGUUGUGUCUUUGCUGAGAAGAUAAGAGAACCGCUUUCCCGUCCUACGGUCUGGACUACCUCUCUGAUCCCAGUCCAGAAACCAUUUCAUCUCACUUGAAAACUAACGCUGCAAAUUUCUUAGGACUCGCCCCAAAAAGAACAGACGAGUCCUAAGAACAGACUGCUUUGAGGAAGGUGGCACGGUGUGUGACCGGUUAGCACAUCUGCCUCACAGCGCUGAGGACCGGGAUUCAAAUCCCGGCCCCGCCUGUGUGGAGUUUGCGUGUUCUCCCCGUGCCUCCGUGGGUUUUCUCCGGGCACUCUCGGUUUCCUCCCACGUCCCCAAAUACAUGCAUUAAUUGAAGACUCUAACUUGACCAUAGGUGUGAACGUGAGUGCGAAAGGUUGUUUGUUUCUGGGUGUCCUGCAAUUGGCUGGCGACCAGUUCUGGGUGUACCCGGCCUCUCGCCCGAGGUUAGCUGGGAUAGGCUCCAGCACGAGCGUGACCCUAGUGAGGAGAAGCGAACGGAAGAUGAAUGAAUGGUUUGCGGAAAACAACAGGACUUUGUGUUUGGAACUCAUUUCUCUCUUUUCUGCCACAAAAUCUUCUGCAUAACACAUCCUCCAUUCCACACAUCACACAAAAACAUACAUAGGUGGAGACAGAUACUCAAAAUUUACUUAUGUAAUUUCCCCCUUUUUUUCCCUUUAAAUGACCUGAAUAUCUUCGUUUAGCGCAUUUUAAUCAUGUGGAAACAAUGUACAUAUUAGAAUUAAGUAAAUUCAGAGCAGUUUUUCUCAGUGUACGGCAAGCUCCCAGUGACCUGCGGUGAGGUGGGUGGCUGCUGAGGCAUUUAUAUUUGUGUCACAUUUGUGUGUGUGUAAGUAUAGCCUCCUUUUAUACCCAAUUAUGACACUCACCUGUUUCUCAUUAACCUGUUCACCCAUGGAAUGUUCCAAACAGGUGAUUUGUGUGUGUGUUUGUUUUAAACAUUCCUCAACUUUUCCAGUUGUUAGGGUGCCCAAAAUUUGUUUACAAAAAAUAAUGUUUGGAGAUGACCUAUUGUAUUUGUAGUGUAUUCAAUUGAAUAUGUUGAAAAUGAUUAGAAAAUCAUUGUAUUCUGUUUUUGUUUAUGUUUUACACAAUGUCCCAACUUCACUGGAAUUGGGGUUUGCACUAUAAACAUUGAAUAACCACUUUCACUUUGCCACACAGUGUCCAUCACUAAUGCUUUUUAUUUCUGUAUUUUUUUUAAUGAUAAAUACAGUGGCGCCUUCAGAUGUGCGUUUAAUUCAUUCCAUAACCACGCGCCAAUGAAUGGAAAUGCCGUUAAUCUGUUCUGUCUUCACUUAAAAAAUAAAAAAUAAAAAAAAGCA
Molecule: messenger RNA, 2426 nt
Organism: Phycodurus eques (leafy seadragon)
Lineage: Eukaryota; Metazoa; Chordata; Actinopteri; Syngnathiformes; Syngnathidae
Gene: phf11
Product: PHD finger protein 11
Exons: 6
Coding region: 707-1093 (128 amino acids)
Cellular component (GO): nucleus
Molecular function (GO): histone deacetylase binding; histone binding
Source: RefSeq, a predicted model, not a curated record